Molecule: messenger RNA, 8188 nt
Organism: Hippocampus zosterae (dwarf seahorse)
Lineage: Eukaryota; Metazoa; Chordata; Actinopteri; Syngnathiformes; Syngnathidae
Gene: otogl
Product: otogelin-like
Exons: 53
Coding region: 72-7451 (2459 amino acids)
Biological process (GO): L-arabinose metabolic process
Cellular component (GO): extracellular matrix
Molecular function (GO): alpha-L-arabinofuranosidase activity
Source: RefSeq, a predicted model, not a curated record
CAGACCACUGCACAACUAUACGGCCAGAGACUCUUCAUCUGGUAAGCAACCUGCUGGUUUGAAAGAUCAAGAUGUUGAUGACGAAGAUGUCAUUGGAAGGAAGCUGGCCAUGCAUUGUUUUUUUUUCUUUUUUUUCUCCUUCCCCAGAGGAUUGUGGCUGCCUUAAUGGUGGCUGGUGUCAAGAUGAUGGGGUGUGUGACUGUACCCAGUUCCAGGCGCUGGGAAACCGCUGCCAAAUUGUACCCAACCAGGGUCAAGACAGAGACGGGAUCUGCAGGUCAUGGGGUCAACACCACUAUGAGACCUUUGAUGGGAUCUACUUCUACUUUCCUGGGAAGUGUUCCUACAUCCUGGCACAGGACUGUCACUCUGCGACACCGCAGUAUACAGUUUGGGUGCACAACAGCCGAGUGUGCGACGGAAGUGUGUAUUCGUGUCCAAGAGCUCUCAGCCUGCUAUUCCCAAAUGAGGAAGAGAUCCACAUAUCUGCAUACCAUGUCCACCAGGGAGGACGCAGGCUCAGUCUGCCUCACACCAUAGGUGGCGUUUUUAUCGAGCGGCUGGCCGAUUACCUGCUGGUGAAGAGUGUUUUUGGAUUUUCUCUGGCAUGGGAUGGAGGCUCGGGGGUCUACCUGAAGAUGAGCGAGGAGCACCAGGGUGCCCCCUGUGGCUUAUGUGGGAAUUUCAACAACAUCGCGGUUGAUGACCUCACCACUGCCCGUGGCGUACGAACCGAUGAACCUGCAGUGUUUGCUAACAGCUGGGCAAUUGACCUGCCUCAUGAAAGAGCCUGUCCUUCAGUGGACCUCGACUUCAUUGGACCGUGUGACUCCGAAUCAGAUAUGGACGAUGCCAUUGAGAAAUGCAGCGCUCUCCUGUUCUUCCCGUUUCUUUCCUGUCACGAAAAUAUUGAUCCCAAUCCAUUUGUGGCCAGCUGCGUCGCUGACCUCUGUGUAGCUGAUGAUGAGGAGACAUUUUGCAGGGCCUUGGUGGAGUACACCCGGGCCUGCUCUCAUGUGGGAUACCCAGUGAGGGAGUGGAGGGAUAGCUUUCCCUCUUGCAAUGAUGGCUGUGAGGAGAGCUUCGUGUACAGAGAUUGUAUCAGUUGCUGCCCUCCCACCUGCACCUUUGAAAAAGAGUGCCUCGGAACCAACCUGCAUUGCCUGGACGGCUGCUACUGUCCUGAUGGGCUCAUUCUUCAAAACGGCACAUGCAUAGCCGCUUUCCAGUGCCCGUGUGUUUACCAUGGUUCUUCGUACGUGCACGGACAUGUGCUCAGACAAGGUUGCAGUGUUUGUAUUUGCAUGGGAGGCGUAUGGAACUGCACGGAAAGCAACUGCACCGCGGAGUGUUCGGUGAUGGGCGACGUGUUUGUGACCACUUUCGACGGGAGAAUGUUUCUCCAGCCGGGUGCGUGCCAGUACGUGCUCGCAAAAAGCCGCGGCAGCAGCAGAUUUACUGUCACGCUGCAGUACACGACUUGCAUUGAGAAGCAGGUGUGUAUUCAAUCAGUGACUCUGAUGCUCGAGGAGGACGUCAGUCGUCAGAUCACUCUGACCAGAGAAGGAGGAGUGAUGAUCGGCGUCAACUCGGCACCCAUCCUUCCUUAUAUUGAUGAUACAAUGGAUGUGCGCAAGCUGACAUCUGUGUUCACUCAACUGAAGGCACGGUUGGGUCUGAGGCUGCAUUAUGACGGCAGAGGUGGCCGAGUCCAUCUGCAGCUCGACAGCCGCUGGCGCGGAUUGACGCUCGGCCUUUGCGGGACCUUAAAUGGAAAUCUUCGGGAUGACUUUCUGUCCCCUGCUGGUAUGAUUGAGGGUACGCCGCAGCUUCAUGCAAACGCCUGGAAAGUAUCUUCAGCUUGCGUUGCGCCGCUUAACCUGCCCGUUGUUGACCCGUGCGAGAUCAAUUUACAGAAUGUAUUCUAUGCCUCCCAGUGUGAGGUGCUCCUGGGUAGUGUGUUCACCCCGUGUCACGGCUACAUUGGUCCAAACGUUUACCGGCAGCAAUGUCGCUACCAGGCCUGCCGCUGCGGGAGCUCUUGUCUGUGCACCGCUCUGGCCCACUACGCCCUGCUCUGCUCCAAGAUUGGAGUCGACAUUAAUUUCCGAGCGCACGUCUCCGAAUGCGGAGUGGUGUGUCUCGGAGGGAUGCUGUACCACUCGUGCGUGUCGUCCUGCGGGCGAUCCUGUCGUGCUCUGUCCAGCAUGGAGCUCUGCAACCCCGAUGACUGCGCUGAGGGGUGUGGCUGUCCUGACGGCAGUUACUAUGACGACGUGCGCCAGCGAUGUGUGCGACUGGCGCAGUGCCACUGCUACACCCUGGCCGGUGUGUCUCAACCAGGCGAGGUCAUCUUCAGCGCCACUGGACCCUGCCUGUGCAGGAAUGGGAAGCUGGAGUGUGUGCCAGAGGAAAAAGAGCCAGACAGCCCAGAGAUUGGGCAGUGCCCCGCGGGUCAACUGUACCACAGUUGCGCCGAGCAGAGAGGCGGAGUGGCCUGCAUGCCGACGUGCCGCAACCUCAUGUUGAAUGUCACCUGCCCGCCCAACACGCCUUGCAUCCCGGGCUGCAUCUGCCCUCCUGGGCUGGUGCUGCACCGUGGGGAGUGUUACUAUCCGGAGAACUGCCCUUGUGUCUGGCUUGGUCUGGAGUACCUCCCUGGAGAAACUGUGGAAACGUCCUGUUAUAAAUGCGUGUGUCAUCGUGGCUAUUUCAACUGUAGUUAUUCACCGUGUCCAGCUGUGUGCACUGUCUAUAGCGACAGACAUUACCACACCUUUGACGGCCUGGAGUACGACUACCACUCAGACUGUCAGGUCUACCUGCUUAAAAGCUCAGGAGAAACUGAAGUCUCCAUUGUUGCCCAAAAUAAGGACUGCUAUGAGAGUGGCAUCGUGUGCAUGAAAACACUGGUCAUACACGUGGGACUUACCGAGAUCUACUUCAUGGACAACUCUGGCAAUCCUAGCCCAUCCACCGUGGUGGGUCGAGAGUCUGUAUUCGAGCUGUGGAAAGCCGGCUUCUACACCGUGGUCCAUUUCCCCGAUCAGGCCUUGACCGUCCUCUGGGACCGUAAGACAACCGUGCACAUCAGAGCUGGGCCUCGGUGGAAGGGUCUUCUCAGCGGUUUAUGUGGAAAUUUCGACGGUGUGACUGUAAACGACAUGACCACGUCCAGCCGCAUGGAGGUUAACAACGCACAGACCUUUGGCGAUAGCUGGACGUUGGGACAGUGUCAAAGUGACUAUGUUGUGGAGCGACCGUGCGAAGCCGACUUGGGGAGACAGCCGUACGCCAAGAGGGAAUGUGCUCUUCUAUACAGUGAGGUCUUUGCAUCCUGUCACAAUGUGGUGGACGUGGCCUUGUUCUACAGAAAUUGCCUGACCGACACUUGCAACUGCGACCGGGGGGGCGACUGUGAGUGUCUGUGCACAUCCAUCGCUGCCUAUGCCCACAAAUGUUGCCAGCACGGCAUCACCAUACACUGGAGGUCGCCCUCGGUGUGUCCCCAGGAUUGUGAAUACUACAAUCAAGCGCUAGGCGACGGACCGUAUUCCUUGGUGAGCGCUGUCCACAAUCACACAAUGAUGGGAGUGAAUCGCACUAGUGGCUCAGUGUUUCCUCUGAUGAGAGACACGUCAGGCCAUUCACCUACCCCGGGCCUCCUCUACAACUUCAUGGUCACGGCAGGCCUGUACAGGAACAGGACGUCACGCAUCGCCAUGGUGUCCCUGGAGUCUGCAGAGCGACCCAAUUUCUUCCUCGUGGUGUCGGGGAAGAGAUGUGUCCAGCUGGAGCGCUGGAGUCCAGAGGAGGAGUUCAGACGCCGGGCAACGUUCAUCCAGCAUCACGGGCUGUUUCUGCCCGGUCACACCUCGUUUGAAUUCGCCGGCCAACCAGGGAUCUUUCUGACCCUGACGCGCACCGCCGCUCGAGCUGUGAGAUAUGACACCUCUGGCGGUUUCAAAGUUAGCAGCAGCUUCAUACUCGAGGAGACUCAUUUUGUCAUCCCCUACCGGAUGAUGUGUGAGUGGCGCUAUCAAGCCUGCGCCAGCCCUUGCGUGCGCACAUGCAAUGACCCAGAUGCCACACGCUGCAACUUCCUGCCUCUCGUGGAAGGCUGCUUCCCACGAUGUCCCAAGAACAUGGUCCUAGAUGAGGUCACCAGCAGAUGUGUCUACAUGGAGGAUUGCGUGACUCUUCCCCCGACUGCCACCCCCUUUGCAUUUGUGACUCGACCUGACAUGACUACGUCGCUACCGACAACGCUUUCAACUCCAAGGGCUACGACUACCCCAACUUCCACGAGCACCACUGGAGUCCUCACUCCAUUUUCCAUGAGGCCAUCCACCAUCGCCACUACUUUCAGUCCAUCUCCAGUGAUUGCCACCACUACAACUCCCCCCACAAGUACACUCACCCAGAUGCCCCCAACACCCUGGACUAUUCCCACAGAGCCCCCCACAUCAUCCCUCAUUUCGACUGCUAUUCCUUCAGUAACUUCCACCGCUGGCGCUACUGCACCAUCAACUUCAGUGCCACCCGUCCUUAUGACGUCCACGCUACCUACUUCCAUCUCCCCCGCAACUAGCGCCGUUCCCACGGCUACUCCUCCUCAAUCUCAGCCCGCCGACACGGCCAGGAUAACCCCUGCCGACGCUUUGACGGUUGUCGUGGCAACCUCCACGCCGAGCGUCACAAGCACCAAGCCGGCGACCGCAGAAGUAUUGACAAGUGAAGACGCCUUUCCGACAACAGAGGAGGCGUUGAGUACGUCUGCGUUCUUCAUGCCCACGACCCCCUGUACUCCUCCAUAUGUCUCCCGUAUCGACGAGUGUGCAGAGCUCAUUUGUUUCAACGGGCAGCUGCUGCUUUACAACGCAUCCCUGCAUUGCCGCUUCGACACCACCCAACCCCGGUGCAACCUGCUGGGCCUGCCUGUCCUCAUCAACAUGGACCCCUGCUGCCCACAGUGGCGGUGCCCUUGUCGUUGCACUGUGAUGUCUGACCUGCGCUUGAUCACGUUUGAUGGCAACAAUGUGGCCUUGUAUGAUGACGGCUCCUAUGUCCUGGUUAAGCUGCCGGGAGAGACUAUUAUUGGCACGGUAGAGAAAUGUCCAACUAGCCAGAGCGUAAACUCAAUCAGAAGACCUAGUCCAACAGGUGGAACAUCUGGUCUAUGUUUGAGGAAAUUAAAUAUCACGACCUCUUCCGACUGUAUUGUUAUCAAUCGAGUGGAUCGAAAGGUCACAGUGAACUACAGACCCAAUAGGUUGCCGUUUUCCCUCCGCUCUCUUCGUGUGGAAGACACCGGCGCUAUGUAUCUAAUCAAAACAGCUGGUCACGUCAGCAUACAGUGGUAUCACAGCACAGGCAUCAUGGUGCUGCAGUUCAUCACACCAAAUGAAACAUCUGUGCCCACUCGCGGCCUAUGCGGUUUCUGUGACGGCAACCUGGAGAAUGACCUGAGGUUGCCUAAUGGCACUGUGGUGACAGAGGUGGGGAACAUGAUGCUCUUCCUGCAGGCUUGGCGGAUCCCCGUGCCCGACGAAAGCGAGCACACUCGUAGGGUCGGAGACAACUGCACUGUUGAGGACUGCUCGAUUUGUUUAUACAUGCUCCACCAGAGAGCCUUCACACCAUGCCAUCGCAAGGUGCCUCCGGACCAGUUCUGUGACAUCAUGUGGGCGGGCGACCUACACUACAAGGACCACCAGUGUGACUUCCUGGCGGCCUAUGUUGCUGUCUGCUACACACACCAAGUGUGCAUCAACUGGAGACGACACAACUUCUGCCCUCUGCGGUGCCCACCCGGCAAGGAGUACCGUCCUUGUGUGAACACCUGCGCGAGCCUCACCUGUCUGAACAAGGACUACUAUGAGGAGACCACUUGCCCCUUCAUCCGGGAGGAGUGUGUUUGCCGCAGAGGGACCCUCUUGCACCGCGCUGAUUCCCCGCACUGCGUGACCGUGAAUCGCUGUGCGUGCACGGACAACGAAGGCAGGCCCCGUGCACCCGGCGAGGUUUGGAAUGGCUCGUCUGUAGGCUGCUGCUUGUACAAGUGCAUGGAGAAUGGCUCCGUGCUCGCCGUGGAGCCCGACUGUGGCUUUAUCCCGACGCCGAUGUGCGAGAGACAGGGAGAAUACGUGCUGGAUGUGCUGGAGGAAGGCGCCUGCUGUCCCAAGAAGAUCUGCGAUUGCAACAUGACCAUCUGUGACAGUGAGGCACCGGCUUGCGUCGACGGCGAUCGACUGGUGAUCGGUUACAGCGCUCUCUCCUGUUGCCCGGAGUACAGAUGCGAGUGUGACCCGGCGGCGUGCCCCCCCACCGCUUCCCCCAAUUGUAGGGAAGACCAGUUUUUUGUGCAGAUACGAGGGGAGAAAAUGUGCUGCUAUUCUUCUCUCUGUGUGUGUAAUUCGUGCAUGGAGCCUGUUCCAACCUGCUCGCAUGGAGAAAUUCUGGCUGUGGAUCUGAACACCACCCACAGCUGCUGUCCACAAUAUCUUUGUGUAUGUGAUGUUAACAAGUGUCCCAAAUCAUCCAUAAGCUGUGCACCAGGCCUUACUUUGAUGGAAACCACUCCACCAGGCCUUUGCUGUCCGCAGCAACAUUGUGAAUGUCAAUGUGAGGACAGUGCUCUCCAAGUGUGCCAGCUUGGGGAGGUUCUAUUCGAGGUCCCAGACAUCAGCAGCAGUGACUGUGGCUGUUCUCGACACACGUGCCAGAAAGCAGAAGUGUGUCUUUUCCAAGGGAUGACAGUGCUUGGACCGGGCCAAUCCCUUGUUCAGUACUUUGAGGGACAGUUGUGCUACACGGUCCAUUGCCUGCAUCACAGAGAUCCAAACACGGGCUUCUACGCCAUGGAAAUCACCUCGGUCAACUGCUCCCAACAGUGUGAACCUAAUCAGGUAUACGCAUCUUCCACUGACCCCCAGGUGUGCUGCGGCUCCUGUAAAAACGUCUCCUGUGUUUUCAUCAACAGCUAUGGAACAACAGAACUUUUUUCCGCGGGGAGCUCCUGGGUAGAGAAUUGCACCCGUUAUGACUGCAUAGAAACAGCAGUGGGAGCCAUGGUGCUGGUCUCCGGCGUCGUUUGCCCGCCUUUCGAUGACGAGUGCAUCCAGAAUGGCGGUGUGGUUCAGAGCUUCGUGGACGGCUGCUGCAGGACAUGCAAAGAUGACGGUAAGACGUGUAAGCGAGUGGCCAUCCGGACCACUAUACGUAAAGACGACUGCAGGAGCAACACACCCGUGACGGUCUUCUCCUGUGACGGCAAAUGUCCGUCGGCCACCAUCUUCAACUUCAACAUCAACACCCACGCCAGGUUCUGCAAGUGCUGCCGCGAGAACCGACUGCAGUCCCGCUCGGUGGCACUUUACUGUACACGUAACGCCACCAGCGUGGAGUACCGCUUCCAAGAGCCCCUGGACUGUACCUGCCAGUGGAACUGAAUGAAAGCUUCCGGCAGGGAUAUAACGGAGGGCUCCGAGAUUUGAGACGCGUGAAUGACAUAAUACAUGUAAGGCAUCGUAUUAGAUUUUGAACAGCACGAGAGGUGAAGGUAAUGCAAUGCUUCAAAAGGAAGAUAUUAAGGAUUUUUUUUAAAUUGCUUGUAUACAAAUACUGUAGUUAGGACUUUGAAGGACCUGCGGAUCACCUUACAGAGCUCGUGUCCUGCCCCAGCUUUCUUCCUUGCCCGCAUUGCCAAGUGCUUCCUAAUGUGGUUUUCUGCUCCAAGGUUAAUCAUAAUAAACACCGGCCCCUCACACGAUAUGGGGUGGGAUGGAGGUCGGCACCUAAGAACAGACAGAAAAUACAAAGUAAGUCAUGCAAAGUGUACCUUGUGAUCCUAGGCGUAUUAAAACGAAGAUACCUGAAAGCUGUUGUUAAAAAAUGCACGCCAUCGUUCCUAUGAAACAUAUAGGACACAAAAAUAUACUAAAAUUCACUCUGCCCAUCCACUCAACCGAGAGGAUCUCUCUGCUUAAUUCUGGUAACUUGUCAUUGUAAUUCCCAAAAUAUGAAUCAUAUACAGUAUCUAUGUUUCCAAGGGAGAUUAUGAAUGGAUGAGUUAACCUUUUUUUUUCUAUCGAAGUACAGUACAGACAAUAAUACUACCGUCUCCUCCCAAUUUCUUACUGAUGCAUCCGAAUAGGGGAAUAAAGCUUUAAAUGUGUUUUUGUCUGAA